ACCAUCUAGAACUCUGCCGGUUCAACUACUCUCUCCUUAUCUCACACACCACGAAGCACCAGGGUUUAAGAUAUCUGCCCCACUUCUUCCAUCCCCAACAUUUCUUCACUCUCUCUGCACCUCCACCGAAAUCCCACCAUCUAUCUUCGAGCUCUGCCAUGGCUUCCACUUUCGUUACACUACCAAGUCCUUUGCUGUACAAACCCAGCACCUCUUCUCUGUCCAACGGCCAGAAGCUACUCCCAGGUCUGCGAAGAAAUUCUUUGAGAGUCAACGCAAUCACCCAGAAAUGGGAACCCGCCAAGGUGGUUCCGCAAGCUGACAGAGUGCUUAUUCGCCUGGAGGAACUCCCUCAGAAAUCAGCUGGAGGAGUUUUGCUGCCCAAGUCGGCUGUUAAAUUUGAACGCUAUCUUAUGGGAGAAAUUCUCUCUGUUGGUGCUGACGUUGGGGAAGUGAAGGCCGGAAAAAAGGUUCUUUUUUCAGACAUAAAUGCAUAUGAGGUGGAUUUGGGAACAGAUGGCAGGCACUGCUUCUGCAAAGAGAGUGAAUUGUUGGCUGUAGUCGAAUAGAGUUUCAGCUACGCGGGUAGGGACAAUGGUUUACAGAAUUGUUUCUUUAAACUUUUCGUUGUCAGGUUGGUUUUCCUUGUAGUGUCUCUAACUUCCAAAACUAUAUAUUCAGUUGGAAUUUGUUAACACCACACUGUUUAUGCAUUUAAUUGUUUGAAUUUUGUAUUA
This is a messenger RNA of Pyrus x bretschneideri (Chinese white pear), 737 nucleotides long. Its product is annotated as 10 kDa chaperonin 1, chloroplastic-like. The transcript has 7 exons. NCBI's taxonomy places the organism in Eukaryota, Viridiplantae, Streptophyta, Magnoliopsida, Rosales, Rosaceae. The record is from RefSeq and is a predicted model, not a curated record. Gene Ontology annotation, molecular function: protein-folding chaperone binding; metal ion binding; protein folding chaperone. Bases 159 to 569 code for a protein of 136 amino acids. Gene Ontology annotation, cellular component: mitochondrial matrix.